Messenger RNA from Carya illinoinensis, 1037 nucleotides. RefSeq names its product RING-H2 finger protein ATL57-like. The transcript has a single exon. The record is from RefSeq and is a predicted model, not a curated record. Bases 232 to 852 code for a protein of 206 amino acids. NCBI's taxonomy places the organism in Eukaryota, Viridiplantae, Streptophyta, Magnoliopsida, Fagales, Juglandaceae.
UCCAGAUCCACUUAACUGGAUAAGCCCCCACCUCUUUUCCUCUCACCUUUUCCAAAAACACUACAUAUAUGUAAUUCCAAAACCCCAUACACAAUCUUUCGUUUUAAAACCCUGUUCGCUGUCUCAUGAUCUCUCCCCACUCUGAUCAUCGGCAUACAAUAACCGUUCCGUAAACAGUAGUACUCGACUUUCUCGAUCGUGAAGUAUAUUACUUUAUUAAUUAGAAGAGAAAUGAAAGCCCACGUCAGCAAACUACUCAGCUUCUUGUCGCUCACGUCAGUCGAACCCAGUACUGCAACGACUCCAUCACCUCCGCCCGGGCCACCCUGGACGUUGGCGGAGGCCCCUAGCAGCGGACCGUACAAGUCCUCUAUUGUUCUCGCAUGGUUCGCCGUCCUUACCAUUGCACUUUUCUUCCUCGGCUUCUUGUCAAUCUGCAUUCGCCGCUUCUCUGACAAUCCCACCGCCGAGUUUUCCCAUCGCCGAAGCCGACGUAGCCCGUAUAGAACGUCGUCUUUUCCUACGUCAGAACUUCGAAGUUGGUCAUACCGGAGUUCGGGAUCGGACCCGGCGAAAAUUCGGGCUCUGCCGGUGUACCAACACUGCGGGAUUAAUGAGAAGUACUACGAGACCAUGGACUGCGCAAUUUGCCUCGGCGAAUUCCAGGAGGAGACCGUCAAGGUGAUACCGUUUUGUAAGCACGUGUUUCAUCCCCACUGCAUUGACACGUGGCUGUAUUCGCACGUGACGUGUCCGGUCUGCCGUGCCACCCGUUUAUUCGAUGACGAGAACGAUAGAAGAUCUACGGUUGGGAACCAUGACACGUGUAUAGAGGUUGGGGCGGUGGCUUGACAUACAUGAGGCGCUGCUCGAUUAGUACAGGAGAGGGAAUUACAAAUUAACACAAGUGUAUAUUUAUGGUAAAAUUUGUAAUUAUCUUUUUAACAUUUUUUUACGUGUAGAUUGUAAAAUAAAUUACAUGCUUUUUUAUUAUCAAAUUUAAAUGCUCAUAGAUUAAUUUGUAGUGGAAUAUCUUC